UGUUGUGUUUCCGGGCUGCGCUUUCUCUAUUGGAACUCAUGCCGCAGGACUGCGUUCCGGAUUCAACCGCUUAAUUUUAGUCUGUUUUGCUACACCUGUAAGCUAGCUAGCCUGUUAGCGUGUGGUAGCUAAAUAGAAGGAUCCUAUGCUAGCUCCAUAACGGUGGCCCUAGGAUCACUGAUGGCAGCUCGGCAGCCCUUCACAGAUACGGACACUGCGGAUGAAGCGGUCAGGGCGACCUGUGACGAUGCAACCAUCUGUAAAAGGUUUGCUACCAGUAAAGGCUACUGGAAGGACUCCUGUCUGCAGUACUUUGUCAGGAAUGUAGGAGAGCGGAAGGCUCCUGAAAUCAACAGAGGUUACUACGCUCGGGUUAAAGGGGUCAACCUUCUCCUUGAUGCAUUUCUAAGGAAAACAGAAUGUCAAUGUCAAGUAAUCAACCUGGGUGCCGGCCUGGACACCACCUUUUGGAGACUAAAGGAGCAAAACUUGUUACCGAAGAAGUUCUUUGAAGUGGACUUUCCAACUGUGGUGGCCAGGAAGAUCCACUAUAUAAAGACAAAGCCGCCCCUGUCCAAACCCAUCAUUGAUAUGCACUCCGCUGACUCAUUACUACUAGAGCCCCAUGUCCUCGACUCGGAUCGUUACUGCAUCAUCGGGGCCGACCUCAGAGACAUCUCAAACUUGGACGACAAACUGAAGAAGUUCCAGCUCAACACAGAGUUACCUACGUUGUUCUUAGCAGAGUGUGUUCUGGUUUACAUGAAUCCAUCGCAGUCCUGCAACCUUGUUCACUGGGCAGCAGAAACAUUUCACACAGCCAUGUUUAUAAACUACGAACAGGUGAACAUGAGUGACCGAUUCGGUCAGGUGAUGGUGGAGAACCUGCAGAGGCGCCAAUGCUCAUUGGCUGGAGUCGAGGCCUGUCAGUCUCUGGAUUCUCAGAAAGAGCGUUUCCUGGCAGCAGGCUGGGAGCAGGCCAACGCUCUGGAUAUGAUGACGGUUUACAGUAUUCUCCCUCAGGAUGACGUGGCAAGAAUCGAGCAGUUGGAGUUCCUGGACGAGCGAGAGCUGCUGCAGCAGCUUCUCCAGCACUACUGCAUCUGCUGGGCCACUAAGGACAAACUCAACUUGGGCUUGUCCCAGCUGGCGUUCUGAGGGAGAAACUUCACGCUCGGGUUGGCCAAAGUCAACAGAAGGAGAUGAUCCGAGCGAGGAGGCAGCAGGGAAAAAGGAAGCCAUUUAUUCUCCCUCUGCUUCUCACCUGGGAUCUGUUGAGAUGCCAGAACUCCUGACAUAAGCAAAGUUCACAUUAAAAACUGUUUGAGCUGUAAACACCGUCUGAACUGUGAGGUCCAUCCGUUACCAGAACACUGGACUCAGAUGCAGCUAAAAAAAAUAAAAUAUUUAAUGUUAAAUAAUGUCUUCCUAGAUUCUGAUUAUCUGUUGUAUAUGAAAGGCUGAGAGAUGUGAAGAACCUCUAUUGUUUCCCAGGGUGUCGGCCUAUUAGGACAGCAGGUCAUAGAAAUAUUAAACAGUCUAUCUGUGAUUGAUUCACUCUGAUCAUAAAUGCACGAUUCUGUUUUUGGACUCGGAGGAUCUUUAGAGAUCAUCUAGCAUAAAAAAACCAUGAAGUACCAUGCAGAGAGUCUGCAAACUCAGACUGUCAUCUGAAUUUGAUUUGUUGUGUUUGUAAGGAUCCACCAUGUUGGUUUUCCUCCUCAUCUGUCUGUGGUUCAGUAGAUCAGAUGCAAAGAAAAGCAAU
This is a messenger RNA of Cyprinodon variegatus (sheepshead minnow), 1765 nucleotides long. It is a transcript of the gene lcmt1, whose product is annotated as leucine carboxyl methyltransferase 1. Gene Ontology annotation, cellular component: cytosol. The coding region runs from base 181 to 1158 and encodes 325 amino acids. Gene Ontology annotation, biological process: C-terminal protein methylation. The record is from RefSeq and is a predicted model, not a curated record. The transcript has 12 exons. Gene Ontology annotation, molecular function: protein C-terminal leucine carboxyl O-methyltransferase activity. Lineage: Eukaryota; Metazoa; Chordata; Actinopteri; Cyprinodontiformes; Cyprinodontidae.